GCUCAUAACUUGAUUAGCACAGCACAAGUUCUUCAUUCACAAACAUUAUAGAAAGCCUUCUUUAUCCUUUAAAUCUUUCUAUUCAUUGUUUGUUUGAUUUAAUACAAGGAAGCAUCCUGUACAACAAUGGCUAUUCGUCUGCCUCGUAUUAUUCAAGCUAAGCAAAUUCUUAGGCGCUCCAUAUUGACGUCUAAUGCUGCCAUUUCAGCUUCUGUAGAUGUUCCAAGAGGCUAUUUAGCAGUUUAUGUUGGAGAAAAUGAAAAGAAACGAUUUGUGAUUCCCGUUGCUUACCUGAAUGAGUCCGCAUUCCAAGAAUUACUAAGCCAAGCCGAGGAAGAGUUUGGUUUUGAUCAUCCAAUGGGGGGUUUGACAAUCCCCUGCAGAGAAGACAUGUUCAUUGAUCUCACUUCUCGCUUGAGUAGAUGUACGAGUUAACCGAGCUGGCACGCAGUGUUAGACAAUAAUAGUAUUUAGUUGACAUAGCAAAGCACAAACUUUGUAAUGUAGAGUAUGCAGAUUGCUUUUGUACAUUGCUUUUUUUUCCAUGAAAGCAGAGCAUUAUGACUAUUUGAAGCUGUCUGAAACUGCCAUUAGUAGAGGAACAAAAUACAGCUUCAAAAGAAUGAUUUAUUAAUCAUACUUAUCAGAUUCGACCUGCAGCAUUCUUCUGUUUAAGAGGAACAUUUGCAGAAUAACAUUCAUGAUCCAUGCUACUCUUCA
Messenger RNA from Coffea arabica (coffee), 720 nucleotides. Its product is annotated as auxin-responsive protein SAUR22-like. Gene Ontology annotation, biological process: response to auxin. The record is from RefSeq and is a predicted model, not a curated record. Lineage: Eukaryota; Viridiplantae; Streptophyta; Magnoliopsida; Gentianales; Rubiaceae.